CUCUUCCAGAGUAAGAGCAGUAUUGGGAUGAAUAGUAAAUCGUACUAAUCAAUUAACACUUUGAUAGUUUCAAAGCACAUUCCUGUAAGCUACAUGCAUGCAAUAUUAUCAAACCACAAAAGGGAAGAUUUGUGUAUUGGUUUUUCACCUUUGACAUAUCUAAAUCGUGACAAAAGAGCAGCAUGAAUGCAGGUCUAAGAAAAGCAAUUCAUCCUUUGGCAAGAAUAAUCAAUAAGUCAACUAAAUUGACAUAAAAUAAUGGUCUAUUUUUUGCUUUUAAGAAAAUCCAUACAAAUGAAUGCAAAAUGUUAUCUUAGUUUACAUUGAAAGUUCUGUAAUUUUCUCCUUUGUUUCCAAACGGCAUUUGCACCUUACUGGCUUACAACAGACAAGUGUGUUGUGGAUGCACAUUUUGAAACUAUCAAUUUAUCAAAUACAAUUCAUACGGACACAAUGAGACUUCAACAACCCAUUUACAAACUGGUCAAAGCCCAGUUGCAGAAUGGAUACAAAGCCAUCAAGUAGAACAAUGAUAAACAGGAAAUGUAUUACUCAGAAAAUGACUGUCAUACAUGUGGACAAAUGAGAACGCUGAGCAUAUUCAAGGUAGCCAAUUGCGUGUGAGAAGGACGGAGGGAUUUCCUGUACAUGACGCAAAAUUCUCAGUCAAUCUUUCAGGCCCCACCCUUUGUGUUCCCCAUACCGUCAAUCAAAAUAGAAAAAAAUAUACUGGAAUUACCGAUUGCAGCCCAACGUCGACUAAUAUAAUCAUGUCUGGAAUGUGAUAAUACAGAGUUUCUCCGAAUUAAAAAAAGCACGCAAUGACUGCCCCAGAACAGCCAGUGAAACAAGAGGAAAUGGCUGCCUUGGAGGUGGACAGCAGUCAAUGCGACUUUCUGCAGCAGGACGAUGGCAGAGGAGAUCAGGACAUUCAGCCGUCACCGCUCGAUAUGCUGGCAGCUACCUGCAGCGAGAUCGGGGAUAAAGAGGGGGAUAAAGGUGCUGCCGCUGUUGUGACAACAGACCUCACAUCCAUACAGUUAACAGGAAGAGACAGAUGGGAAGUCUUAACCACCACGUCAGGAGCAAAGGACGAGUCUGGUAUGAUGCAAGUCUCCAGCCAGGGCAUCGUGACGUCCAACGGACAGUACGUCCUUCCUCUCCAGAACCUCCAGAGCCAGCCCAUUUUCGUGACGUCGGGCUCCGACGCCUCCUCCGCCAACACAGUGCCUAACAUCCAGUACCAGGUGAUUCCUCAGCUCCAGACUUCGGACGGACAGCUGAGCUUCUCCACGGCGACCGUGGACGGGUCCGCCCUGAGCGCGGACGCCACGGGCCAGAUCCAGAUCUUGUCGGACGGUAGCCAGAGCCUGGGCGUGACCUCGGCGGAGGACAUCCUGUCGAACAACCACAACCUCAUGUCCCAAACGGGUCACGUCCAGCAGAUCCAGGGAGUGUCUAUUAGCGGCUCGGCCUUCAACAACCAGGGUCAGGUUGUCACAAAUGUGCCUGUGGGGUUGCCGGGGAACAUAACCUUUGUGCCCAUCAACAGUGUGGACUUGGACUCUCUAGGCCUUUCCGGGGCUCAGACUAUAGCGACUGGCGUCACCUCCGAUGGGCAGCUCAUCAUGGCCGGCCAGCCUCUAGACGGGUCAGAGGGGCUGGACAAAACGGGCGAGCCCCUCUCGGGGAGCGAGUCCAACCCGGACAUGUACGUGCCAUCGUCCUCCUCCCAGUUGCCCGACGCCAUCAGUGACGCGGGCGGGCUGACCCAAGACGAGCAGGCGGACCCUGGCUCGGCCCUCCAGGACGGCUUCCUGCAGCAGAACCAGGUCCACAGCCUCCAGGUGUCCUCGGGCCAGCCCAUCCUCCAGCUACAGCAGGUGCCUGUCCAGACCAGCGACGGCCAGGUGGUGCAGUCGGUGGUGGCCGGGGAACAGACCCUGCAGAAUGUCCAGCUGAUCAACCCCGGCACCUUCAUCAUCCAGGCCCAGACAGUCACCCCCACGGGGCAGAUCCAGUGGCAGACCUUCCAGGUGCAGGGCGUGCAGAACCUGCAGAACCUCCAGCUGCCCACCACCCCGCCCCAGCAGAUCACGCUGGCGCCCGUCCAGACCCUGUCCCUGGGCCAGGGGGGGGCGCUGGGCGCGGGCCAGGUCAGCAUCAGCACGGGGCAGAUCCCUAACCUGCAGACAGUGACGGUCAACUCCAUAGCCCAGUUACAGGAGGGCGACAUGGACAGCCCUGGAGACAUCCAGAUAAAGGAGGAGCCGAACGCAGAGGACUGGCAGCUGGGCAGCGACUCCACCCUGAACACCAGCGACCUGUCCCACCUGCGUGUCCGGCUGGUGGACGAGGACGAACAGGUGGGCCAGGAAGGGAAGAGGCUGCGCCGGGUGGCCUGCACCUGCCCCAACUGCAAAGAGUCGGGCGGGAGGGGAUCCAACAUGGGGAAGAAGAAGCAGCACAUCUGCCACAUCCAGGGCUGCGGGAAGGUGUACGGCAAGACGUCGCACCUGCGGGCCCACCUGCGCUGGCACUCUGGGGAGAGGCCGUUCGUCUGCAGCUGGAUGUUCUGCGGGAAGAGGUUCACGCGCUCCGACGAGCUGCAGAGACACAGGAGAACCCACACAGGAGAAAAGAAGUUUGUCUGUCCGGAAUGUUCCAAGCGCUUCAUGCGGAGCGACCACUUGGCGAAGCACAUUAAGACUCACCAGAACAAGAAAGGUGUGAACACUGGCAGCGCGGCGGCAGCGGCGUCGGUGGACUCUGCGGGCUCCUCCGACAGCCUGAUCACGGCGGGCGGCACCACGCUCAUCCUCACCAACAUCCAGCAGGGCUCCAACAACGCCCAGGACAUCCUAUCCAGCGCAGAGAUCCCCCUCCAGCUUGUCACCGUAGCAGCCAGCGAAGUCAUGGAGUAGCUGGCCGUUCUCUCAUGAACUUCUACAAGCCUCAUAAACUCCCACUUGUUUUUUUGUUUCUUUUUUUAUUAUUCACACAUGAAUGAAUAUAUAUAAAUAUAUAUUAUAUUUUAACAAGGACAGUCUGUUCGUGUUCAAUAGCAGUCUUUUUACCGUUGGAGGAGGGUAAACUAGCAGAAGUGGUUCCAAAAUACUCAAACAGAAAAUGCCUUAUUUUGUAUCAUAUGUCGUCUGAAGGUGGGAUGUUUGAAUUUAUAAGUUGAAAUGUUUGUUAAAAGAAUGGUACAUCAACGAAGCAAUUGUCUAUUGCCAGGCUAAUGCCCUUAUCGAUGUGUGUUCUAAUGAUGGCUAGUCAUGGUCAGGUCUUUGUCGGUUUGUUUUUGCUUCAAGUCCAGAUGUGUCUUCAUGUAAAUGUUUGAAUGUCGUUAUACACCUGUUGUGUUAUGCAUUUAUGGUUAUUAAGUGUCUUCCUCCUAUCCAUAUUGUAUAUGUGCUUGCCUAAACUAUUGCCAAGCACCCCCUUUUUGCUCCCUUAAUACCUUUAAAGGUGGCAAAAAAAAAUCAAUCAUGUAAGUAAUAGUUUUGUAAUAUAAUUCCUCUUGAACAUCUAUGGUUCCUAUCUGUUGUGAUAUGCAUUUCUUGCAAAUCAAGUAUUUUGAUUGAACAGCUAUUUAUAGUAGGCUUUGCAUAGUGAAACUGAUUUUGUGGUAUCUCAAACUCCAAACUAUUUGAAUGGCUUUUUCAAUGUGUGAUAUAAUGUUUAAACGUGUUUCUUUUGUAGAAACACCAUUUCUAAAUGAUUCACAACUUAAGGCUGUGUCAUUGUAUCCAGAAGAUCAAACAAAGCCAUGUUUAGGGGUUGAAUUGCCAAAUUUGACUUAAAUCUCAGGGUGAUUUGUCAUGCAGUACUAUGUGGUUGCACGUCAGCGCAAUCUCCCCUUGUAGCUUCAAGCAUGUUGUGGAAAUGUGUUUUAUUGAUGGACCAAAAGCUGAGGUGAAUUAUGUUGUCACCGUUUGACCUAUGCUCUAUGAAGGUAUGUGUGUCAGGAUCUCUCAAUGACAACCCCUCCUAUAAUGAAAUGGCUUGGGCAAGAGAUUCAUUCUGUUGUACCUCGCUCAAUCAGUCCUAGUAGACAGGUUAGACACGGUGUUGCUGACUUCUAGAAAGCUUCUAGAAAGCUCUUAAACUGUCCUCAUCAACUACCUUUUGAUAAUGAUCCUUUUGUAUAAUAUGUUUUGUACACUGUCCAAGAAACUGUGUCGCUAUGCUCUUUUACUCUGUAAAUGUGUAUGUUUCUGUCCCUGUCAUAACAUUUCAAUGAAUUCAAUUGUAUUUCUUUUAUUUACUUUUCUGUAAUAUAUGUGUCACUUUUCUCAUUAUUUUUGAAUCAGAAUUGAAGAAAGCAAAGAGUGAGCAUUGUAUCUAGGGCUGGGAUGGUUGAAUCUUGUGAAGAUAUAUAUUUUGUAACUCAUUAAUUUUGUGCGUCUGUGAGGCCAAACUGCUAUCGAAGCAAAUGAUACCACAUGUAUCAUACGAUAUAAUGUCAUAAACACUAUCUUGACAUUUAAUUUUGCUUGUUUUUUUUUAAAUACCUCUAUUCUUUAUGUAUAGAGGUGAAUAUAUAAGAAUUCGCACAAUCUCAAAAGAUUAAACUCAAUCUCAUCUGUUCACUUAUUAUUUCACAUUCAUUUGAUUAUGAUUUAAUUGACUUUUAUAACUUUUUUUUCUCAAAAAGUGCUAAAUGGUUGUACAAUGUCCACUUUUUGGAGGGCAGCUUGAUAUUUCAUACUAAAAUGACUAAACAUUAAGAAAGUA
This is a messenger RNA of Hypomesus transpacificus, 4740 nucleotides long. RefSeq names its product sp3a transcription factor (gene sp3a). NCBI's taxonomy places the organism in Eukaryota, Metazoa, Chordata, Actinopteri, Osmeriformes, Osmeridae. Bases 822 to 2924 code for a protein of 700 amino acids. The record is from RefSeq and is a predicted model, not a curated record. Gene Ontology annotation, molecular function: DNA-binding transcription factor activity, RNA polymerase II-specific; RNA polymerase II cis-regulatory region sequence-specific DNA binding. The transcript is spliced from 7 exons. Gene Ontology annotation, biological process: regulation of transcription by RNA polymerase II.